Quercus robur (English oak) is the source of this 1617-nucleotide messenger RNA. Its product is annotated as transcription factor bHLH128. Gene Ontology annotation, biological process: regulation of transcription by RNA polymerase II. The coding region runs from base 147 to 1352 and encodes 401 amino acids. The record is from RefSeq and is a predicted model, not a curated record. Gene Ontology annotation, molecular function: protein dimerization activity; DNA-binding transcription factor activity, RNA polymerase II-specific; RNA polymerase II cis-regulatory region sequence-specific DNA binding. The transcript is spliced from 6 exons. Lineage: Eukaryota; Viridiplantae; Streptophyta; Magnoliopsida; Fagales; Fagaceae. Gene Ontology annotation, cellular component: nucleus.
CCUUCCCUCUCCACACAUCUUCUUUUCUUUUUCCAUAUCUAAAUCUCUCUUACUUUCUCUCUCUACAAUCUCUCACUUUCUCUCUCUACAAUUCUUAACCCAAAAAAAAGAAAAAAAAAAACUCAAACAUACUCGUAUAACUCCUCAUGUACCCAUCAUCUUCACCUUCUUCAUCGUCCCAAAAGCCCAUGGGUCCCACACCACCCACAACCACGACGGGACUCACACGCUACGGCUCAGCCCCGGGCUCUCUUUUAACCACAGCCGUCGAUUCCAUCAUCGGACAAACCGGCCGCGAAUUCUCAGCCCUUCGAUCAACACCGCCACCACCACCACCUUCUUUUAUGGCCCCACAACAACAACAACAACAACACCACCACCACCACCACCACAACAGUCACAGCCAAAGCCACCACUACUUUUCUAGUGACUCCUCUUCUAUCACCACUGAGUCAACCUGCAAAGUCAACUCAUCCAACGAUCCCAACAAAGACCACCACAAAGGAGGAGGAGGAGGGUUGCAGAGAUCGUACGGUCUCAACGAAAUGCCCUCUUUUGGUGAUUUCACUAGUAAUUUGAAAAUUGGUGGUGGAGCUGGAUUAUCUUCUUCGUCUUCGUCUUCGUGUUCAUCUUCUUCUUCAGCUUCAGCUCUGGUCCGACAAAGAAGCUCUCCUGCUGGUUUCCUUAGCCAUCUCGCUUCUGAUAAUGGUUUUUCAGUUACAAGGGGAUCUGGAGGCUAUGCCUCACAAGGUGGCUCUAAUGGUGGCCAUGGAGUAUCAAGGUUGAAGUCUCAGUUGAGUUUCACAAGACAAGAUUCUCUUUCUCAAAUCUCAGAGGUGAGCGAGGAUGUUGUUGAUGGCAUCAGCUCUGACAAUGGCCACCAAAAUGCCUCGCAUUCUUAUGCCACUAGUAGCUUUGGAAUGGAUUCCUGGGACAACGCAAAUUCUAUAAUAUUUUCAGCCCCACCAAGCAAACGGGCGAAAAAUCUUGAUGGAGACAUUUACAACUGCUUGAAUAGUCUAGAAACUCAGUUUAGCCUGCCGCAAACGACUCUUGAGAUGGCCACGGUGGAGAAGCUACUUCAUAUCCCUGAAGACUCUGUUCCAUGUAAAAUCCGUGCUAAGCGUGGCUGUGCCACUCACCCCCGAAGCAUUGCUGAAAGGGAGAGAAGAACCAGAAUCAGCGGGAAAUUGAAGAAAUUACAAGAUCUUGUCCCUAACAUGGAUAAGCAAACGAGUUAUGCGGACAUGUUGGACUUAGCAGUUCAACAUAUCAAAGGCCUUCAAAAUCAAGUUCAGAAGCUCCGCAACGAUCUUGAUGGCUGCACCUGUGGAUGCAAUCAAACCACAUAAUGUUUGCUAACAAGAAAUAAAUGAUAGAAAGGUUUUGCAUUGGAGUCAGGGAUGUUGAAGAUGGUAGGGAACCCAAGCUAGGCCACAUUUUGUUACCUUGCCAAAUUAGAUCUAAUAUUGCAGUAGUGAGUUAUAGAAUUCAGAUGUAUAUAAUGAAGCAAUACUGUUAUUUCCUAGUCCAUGAGGAAAAAAAUGUGUAUCUCUUUCUGUAGAGGGGAUUGAAUAGAAUGCGGUUCAGUUUUCUAAUCUUUGAUCCUUUUGUACA